Messenger RNA from Volvox carteri f. nagariensis, 264 nucleotides. RefSeq lists its product as uncharacterized. The record is from RefSeq and is a predicted model, not a curated record. The transcript has 2 exons. The annotation marks the transcript as partial. Lineage: Eukaryota; Viridiplantae; Chlorophyta; Chlorophyceae; Chlamydomonadales; Volvocaceae.
GUCUUUCUGACGGGCCGCAGUGAGGAUGCCCGCUCCGAAACCGAGGCGAACCUGGCGGACGCGGGUUACGGCAAACUCCGCUGCUACACGGAGCUGCUGAUGCGGCCGGUGGGGGAUGAGGGGCUGGCGUCGGUGGUCAAAUCCGCGGCUCGGGCCCGCCUGGUGGCGGCUGGUCAUGUGCUCGUGGGCAACAUCGGCGACCAGUUCAGCGACCUGGUUGGGGAGGCGGCGGCGGUGGCUAACUUCAAACUACCGAACCCUGUG